Frankliniella occidentalis (western flower thrips) is the source of this 886-nucleotide messenger RNA. RefSeq lists its product as uncharacterized. Gene Ontology annotation, molecular function: ubiquitin protein ligase activity. Gene Ontology annotation, biological process: protein ubiquitination. The record is from RefSeq and is a predicted model, not a curated record. NCBI's taxonomy places the organism in Eukaryota, Metazoa, Arthropoda, Insecta, Thysanoptera, Thripidae.
AUGGUUUCUUUGGCAAACCAACAAGGACCCAAGCCCCGCUUUCAUCCUUUACCUUCGGGACUCCUUCCACAUCAGCUGGUUUUGGAGGGAGCACAAGCUCAGGAGCGACUACAAGCUCAACUACCAAGCCAAAUUUUAGCUUCCCCGUCUUUGGCAGUGCUUUUGCAAAUGACGGUCAAUCUUCCACAUCAAUCAGCAAUAAGAGUAAUUUUGGAAAGGGUCCCACCCUGGAGUGCACGAUCUGCCUAGAACAGCUUGACAAAGACAAGCGGGUACCAAAAGUAAUGCCGUGUGGGCACACAGUGUGCCUCCAGUGCAUGCAGCGGUUGUCUGACAAGAACUGCUGCCCUACAUGUCGCCAGAAGUUUGAUGGCGCACCAGAGGAUCUUCCUAACAACUUCAUGGUGCUGCAGCUGCUCGAAGAAGUCAGACCGGACUGGACCCCCCGUGCAUGGUGUUUGGAUUGCUGUACCGCUGUUGUGCAGAGCUGCUGGGACAAGCAUGAUGUCCUGCCCUCCAAGAGAGCUCUGAAGCAUAAGCUGCAUGGGGUGCUGCAGAAGGCAGCCUUCGAGCUGCCAACCCUAGACAACAAGUGUCAAGGCGAUCAGGCCAUGCAGGCCCUUACCCUGAUGGCUGGAGAGUCCUGGAACGUGACUGUACAGGGCAAGGAUCACAAGAUAGAGGGUACUGUAGGAAAAGCAGAGGACCCCCUGAUCCAAGCCAUGUGGCUCAUCAUGGCGGCCAAGAUCACCUGUAAAAAAUAGUUGUGUAAUUUGGCAUUGAAGUAGGUAUUUUACCUUUGAUACAGUGAUUUGAUUUUUCUAGAAGUUGAGAGAGAGAAAAAAUUCUACAUUAUCUGUUUUGAUUUUAAUUCUUUUGAAGUUUU